This is a messenger RNA of Eupeodes corollae, 2248 nucleotides long. RefSeq names its product arylsulfatase B-like. NCBI's taxonomy places the organism in Eukaryota, Metazoa, Arthropoda, Insecta, Diptera, Syrphidae. The coding region runs from base 436 to 2166 and encodes 576 amino acids. The record is from RefSeq and is a predicted model, not a curated record. The transcript is spliced from 7 exons.
AACUUUUAGACCGGCAGGCGUCGCGUCGUCGUCGCGUUUCUUCACUAUACAUUGAACUAUUCUUUUAAUCGGAAAUUAAUGUAAAUAAUUAUAACCUUGAUGAUAUUUCCAAAUUAUCGUUUUAUGAUUCCUUGAAGAAGAACGAAUAAGCUCUUGUUAGUACGUGUGUUAUUUGAACAAUACGUGUGUUGUUUAUAUUUUCAAGUCGAAAAUAUUCUAAUUUUUUUGACUCGAUAUUUAGAGCUUCACGUGCUUCAAGCUUCAAAUGAUAUCCAAUAGAUACACAACAGUAGAAGCUAACUACUUUAUGAAAAUACAAAUUAAAAAAAGCUACGAAAUCGGAAAUUGAAAUUAUGUAUUAUAUCUUUUGACUUAAAUCAAGCUGCUAACUGUGACUGUGACAUUGAAGGAGAAUUUCCAAUUAACAGUGUCACGAUGUCAACUCUUCAACUAUUACUCAUUGGCCUCGCAUGUGUCACGUAUGAUGUCAAUGCUCGUACAACAAAACCUUCCAAAGGUCAAAAGCCCAACAUUGUGAUUAUCCUGGUAGAUGACAUGGGAAUUAACGAUGUGAGCUUUCAUGGUUCGAAUCAGAUUUUAACUCCGAACAUUGACGCACUCGCUUAUAACGGUGUAAUUCUUAAUCGACUAUAUGUGCCAAGUUUGUGCACUCCGUCACGUGCCACUUUGCUAACAGGAAAAUACCCCAUCCAUACAGGCACCCAGCAUUCGGUUAUAAUUAACGAUCAACCAUGGGGAUUACCGUUGAAUGAACGCACAAUGCCAGAACUAUUUCGCGAUGCUGGUUAUUCGACGAACUUAAUUGGAAAAUGGCAUUUGGGUUUCUCGAAGAAGGCUUACACGCCCACGCUAAGAGGAUUCGAUUAUCAUGUGGGUUAUUAUUCAGGAUACAUUGAUUAUUAUGUCCACGAUAUGGCCAUGUUGAAUAAGAACUAUAGUCGAGGAUAUGAUUUUAGAAGGAAUCUCGAUAUCAACGAAGAAGGUCAAGGAAUAUAUGCGACGGAAUAUUUCACAAACGAGGCUAUUAGAGUUGUUAAAAAACACAAUAAAAAUCAACCAUUAUUCUUGCUAAUGAGUCAUUUGGCUGUGCACACAGGAAACGAAGAUAAUCCUAUGCAGGCUCCACCUGAGGAAAUAGCAAAAUUCAGUCACAUUAGCGAUCCGAAAAGAAGAAUUUAUGCAGCUAUGAUUUCAAAACUUGACGAAAGUGUUGGAAAACUAAUAGGAAGUCUUGGUGAGAGAAAAAUGCUUGACAAUACCAUUAUUCUAUUCUAUUCUGAUAAUGGAGCACCUACACAAGGAGUCCACAGUAAUGCUGGAUCAAAUUAUCCCUUCAGAGGUCAAAAACAAUCACCUUGGGAGGGUGGAAUUCGAUCAGCUGGAGCAAUUUGGAGUCCUCUAAUCAAAAAAUCCAAACUAGUUUCACAUCAACUGAUUCACUCAAUUGAUUGGCUUCCAACGCUGGCUUCAGCAGCUGGCAUUAAACUUCCAUCGAAUUUAAAAAUCGAUGGCAUAAAUCUUUGGCCAACGCUUAUCAAUAACUAUCGGCCAAAACCACGAAAUUUCAUUCAUGUCCUGGACGAUAUUGAUGGAUAUGUUUCAUAUCAGCGAUCAAACUUAAAAUACAUCAACGGUACGGAAUUCUGCCCAAAGUAUGCUACUUGGCUGGGUGAUCUUGAAGAUAAUCCUGAUCCAAGAUUAUCCCAAUACUCUGAUCUUAUUUUAGAAUCACAGGUAUCAAAAGCAUUCCGAAGUUCUAAUCUGUCAGCAAUUGAUAUUGAAGAGCUAAGAAUUGAAGCGACUUAUGAGUGUAAUACUAAAAAUCUAACAACAUUAGAAUUGAAGGCUUACAAAUGUGAACCUGCUAUUGCUCCAUGUUUGUUUGACAUUGAGAAAGAUCCAUGCGAAAUGUAUAAUAUUGCUGCUGAGCAUCCUCAUAUAAUUGCUGAGCUAGAAGCUGAUGUUGAAUAUUACCGACAAAGUGCUGUUGAAAUUGCUUGGUUACCUGGAGAUCCUUUGGCAAAUCCUGGAUUGCACAAUAACACUUGGACUUGGUGGAAAGACUCGACUAGCAGUUCAAGUGCAAUCAAUAAUUCGGCAUUUAAUUUAACAAUAUCUUUGUUAUUAGUCUUAAGAAAAUUGUGAUAAAUGUACUUAUACCUAGUUUCUAUUUGUUUCUUCAAAGUGGAUAUAAAUAAGUUUUAAAUGUAGGUUUUUUUUAUUAACU